This is a messenger RNA of Austrofundulus limnaeus, 2652 nucleotides long. RefSeq names its product ankyrin repeat and BTB (POZ) domain containing 1 (gene abtb1). The record is from RefSeq and is a predicted model, not a curated record. Gene Ontology annotation, molecular function: protein binding. Gene Ontology annotation, cellular component: ubiquitin ligase complex; cytoplasm. Lineage: Eukaryota; Metazoa; Chordata; Actinopteri; Cyprinodontiformes; Rivulidae.
CACACUCCAGUCACGUGACCGGGCUCUUCCGACCAAAACACUGCGGAGUCGAAAGUUGUCAACAAAUUGUUCCAGACAGUGUGGGAGCCUGGCAACUUUCUCAGCGUGCACCGUGCAGUAUCUGACUCUACACAGAAACAUCGCUCUCCUGUCCGGUAGACAGGCCGUCUCAAUGCAUCACAGAGGACCGACCACACCGAGGCCAUCAUGGAUGCGUACGAUUUAUUUAGCAGCUGCAGAAAGGGCGACAUUUGUAGGGUCAGAUACCUUGUUGAGCAAAGAGAUGUGGACCUCAAUGUAAGAGAUAAAUGGGACAGCACCCCUCUGUAUUAUGCCUGUCUGUGUGGUCACGAGGAGCUGGUCCAGUACCUGUUGGCUAGUGGUGCCAAGUGUGAGGCCAACACGUUUGACGGUGAAAGAUGUGUGUACGGCUCCCUCAACGACUCCAUUCGACGCUUGCUGAAAGAUUAUAAGUGUGUCAGUGUCAUUGCCAUGCAGAGGAAUGACUUUGACUACUUCCUGCACAUGUUGUUAGAGCAAGGUCAGCACAGUGAUGUCAAGUUCCUGGUUCAUGGACAGACAUUUCCGGCCCACCGAUGUGUUCUCAGCGCACGCUCUGAGUAUUUCACUGAAAUGUUUGAGACGAAAUGGAAAGGAAAGAGCCUCAUCACUCUUAAACACCCCUUGUGUCCAACAAGCCAGGAACCUGUGUGAAGGUUCUCAGCCUGGAGCCUCACACGUGUCAGCUCCAGGAGGAGAUGGCUCAGUUGGCAGACUGCGCCCUGCCCACCGAACUACGAGUUGGAUUUGGCGAGCUCCCCUUUAACAGAGUCGACCACUUUCCAACUUACCCCGACAUCUGCUUCAGAGUGGAGGGUUAUGAUUUCUUGUGCCAUAAGGCCUUUUUCUGUGGACGCAGUGAUUAUUUUAAAGCCUUACUGGAGGACCACUUCAGUGAGGGACAGCAGCUGCAGUCUCAGCCCAGCACCCCUGUCAUUACGUUACACAACAUCUCCCAUGAAGUCUUCAUCCAUGUUAUGUACUACAUCUACACUGACGAGACGGAGCUGACGAUGGAGAAUGUGUUCGACGUGCUGUGCUUGGCUGACAUGUACCUGCUGCCGGGGCUGAAGCGCCUCUGCGGGAAGACGCUCGCGAAGACCAUAUGUGAGGAAAACGUCCUGCACAUGUGGAAGACGGCCAAGCUUUUCCGUCUCUCCCGGCUGGAGGAUCAGUGCACAGAGUUCAUGGCUAAGAUCAUUGAGCGGCUGGUGGAGCAGGCCGAGUUUGCCGAGAUCAUAAAGGAGGACGCCGCGUCGCUUGAGGAGCGACAGGAGACGGACUCGGUCCCGCUGGUGGACGACAUCCGCUACCACAUCGCCAGCAACGUGCAGACGUACAGCGAGAUCGAGGAGGCCAAUCAGAAACUAGCAGCCCUGGAGGAGCUGCUGACGAGCGUCAAUAUUGACUGCUGAGGUGGGGGAGGGAGGGAAUAUCAAGCAUCUGAAGUGAGAUGAAAAAAAAAAAAACACAUACCCCUGUAUGUUUCUUAUGUUUAUUUUAUUUACAGUGUAUCUCAGAUGUGAUGUUACUGGUGUACAUUCAGAGAUAGCAGCUUGUGUUAAAGCUUCUUAAAGACGAACACUUCGAACAUUGCAAAAAGGAUUUAGGUGUUCUAAAAGUGAAAGACAGGUUGUGAAAAAUUGUAUCUCAUACUCGCAAAUGAUUAUCCUUGCAUUUCACCUGCAUGAAUUUAGUAUACUUUGGUUGUGGAUACUAGAAUUAAAGGGAUAGUUCCGAUUUAUUGAAGUGAGGUUACAUUCAGCGGGUUUCAGGUGCAGCAGACAGCAGUCAGGGUGGUCUCUGAAGAAAUGGAGAAAUGGAGAAAUUCUCGUUAUAGAUUAUAGCCAAAAGUUUUAGAAUUAAGACUGAAUAUUCAAUAUCUAAAACAACAGCAGAACUUUAAGUGAUCGUUUUAUUAUAACUUUUUAUGUCAGUACUUUUGCAUCAGACGCUUUUUUUUAUUUUUGUUGUUGGAACAUAUUCUCUGUUAAACACCAAUUUCAAAAUGAAUCUUGUAAAAUAGAAGUAAUGUGGUGUAAGAAAUCUAAAAUCUGCUCUUAAACAGGGCCUCCUCUGAUUAUUUUCCAAAUUGAAAUGACCCGGAAUGCGGUCUGCUGCAGGUAAGACACUGACUACUUGUGCACACGAUCUCACUUUAAAGCAUCAGAACUGCCUCUGUCUGGUUCUUCCACUGUUAUAAAUGAAAUUUUCUCUAGACUAUUCCUCGUGUGGACAUUUUUAUUUUAAUGUUUUUUAAAAAAGUGAAAGAGCCCAUCUGAGACGCUAAAGUAUCCGAAGUUUCUGAUCCCUUUGCUUCUUUCAGAAAAUAUUCUGUUUGUUUUCUUUUACAGAUGUUACCAAAAUGUAUUUUUUUGUAUUUAGAUGUAUUUUGCAGGACUUUUUCCACAUUAAUAUUUGAACAGAUGUUCCUGCUGUGGUCACAUUUACACCUAAGCCCCUGUAAAUCAUGCACUUUGCUUUAACUUCACACGACAGAGGAUUCUCCUACAAACUUUGUUUGCUGUUAUGAAAAACAGAAAAUAAUUUGCACUUCAUAUUACCAAUUAAAUGUGGUAUUGCAAGCACAAA